CAGCUUCCUUGACGCUGGUGCGCAGGCCGACUUUUGCUUUCGCAGCUUCCUAACUGUGGCGAAUCUGCCGCUGCGUCACGAUGGCUGAACACCUAGGGAAGCAUGUGGAAUCGGCUGUGGGAAGUACGACGCGAAAGGUUCUAAGGCCACUACGGUCAUGGCGGCCGCUGCCCCCAAGGCCGGGGGUUCAGCUCCCGAGGCGGCAGGUUCCGCCGAAGCUCCUCUGCAGUACAGCCUUCUUCUGCAGUACCUGGUGGGCGACAAGCGUCAGCCCCGGCUCCUGGAGCCUGGCAGCCUGGGCGGGAUCCCGAGUCCCUCCAAGAGCGAGGAGCAGAAGAUGAUCGAGAGGGCGAUGGAAAGCUGCGCUUUCAAGGCUGUGCUAGCCUGCGUGGGAGGAUUUGUCUUGGGAGGUGCAUUUGGGGUCUUUACAGCCGGCAUUGAUACGAAUGUAGGCUUUGACCCUAAGGACCCUUACCGGACACCAACCGCAAGAGAAGUUCUGAAAGACAUGGGACAAAGAGGAAUGUCCUACGCCAAAAAUUUUGCCAUUGUGGGCGCCAUGUUUUCGUGUACCGAGUGUUUGGUAGAAUCUUACCGGGGGAAGUCGGACUGGAAGAACAGCGUCAUCAGUGGCUGCAUCACUGGCGGAGCCAUUGGUUUCAGAGCUGGUGUGAAGGCCGGGGCCAUAGGUUGUGGAGGCUUUGCCGCUUUCUCUGCUGCAAUCGAUUAUUACCUACGGUGAAAGAAAUGGCCUGAAAGGAAGCAAGAUGCCGUCCCCCUUCCGAGCUGCUUUCUGUAGCAGUUCCUACACACCUGGCACUGCUUCAGGAGAGAAGCCAAUUGUUUCCCUCUACAGUUGGUGGUGUGAGGGAGCCACCUCGCUGGCCUCUGCCUCCAGCCAUUGGAGCAGCCAUACUUUUCUACUUCUGAAUUCCAGCCAGGUUUUCCAGGGUAGAUGGUCUGUCUCUUUGCAGUAAAAAGAUCAGGAGGCAGUGUGUUGACUGUUAAGAAUUGAGCUCAGUCCUGACGUCACUCAGCUCUCCAGCUGUGAACAGGGAGGUGGCAGGAUGUUUGCCCGUAGCCAGGAAACUCUUUUGCCUUGCAACUUUGUGCAAGCAUUUAUCUGAAUACCAGGACAAGGCAAAGUAAACUCACACCAUCCAGGCAAGUACGUUAUUUCAGUUAGUAUCUUUGCUGUCCUUGUUAAAGAUACGUAUAUGGGGGCUGGAGAGAUGGCUCAGUGGCUAACAGCACUGGCUGCUCUUCCAGAGGACCCAGGUUCAGUUCCCAGCACCCACAUGGUGGCUCAGGGAUUCAAGGCCCUCUUCUGACCUCUGAGGGCACCAGACACCACUGCCCGGACAUUCAUGCAGGAAACAUACCCAGUUUUGUUUUCUUUUUUAAAGAGCAUAUGCACUGUUAGUUUAUUUUUCAGAUUUACUUCACAUCCUCCACAAAUGAUGCCAGGUGGCCCAAAGAGGGACAGGUUCAAUGGGACAGUUGGGAAAUAAAUCUCUCAAGAGCUCUGGGGA
Peromyscus maniculatus bairdii (prairie deer mouse) is the source of this 1532-nucleotide messenger RNA. RefSeq names its product translocase of inner mitochondrial membrane 22 (gene Timm22). Gene Ontology annotation, biological process: protein insertion into mitochondrial inner membrane. Gene Ontology annotation, cellular component: TIM22 mitochondrial import inner membrane insertion complex. The record is from RefSeq and is a predicted model, not a curated record. NCBI's taxonomy places the organism in Eukaryota, Metazoa, Chordata, Mammalia, Rodentia, Cricetidae. Gene Ontology annotation, molecular function: transmembrane protein transporter activity.